This is a messenger RNA of Hydatigera taeniaeformis, 330 nucleotides long. NCBI's taxonomy places the organism in Eukaryota, Metazoa, Platyhelminthes, Cestoda, Cyclophyllidea, Taeniidae. The record is from the annotation of a GenBank genome assembly.
UAUCACUUGGAGGACGUGAUAGUGGGCAAGAUCUACUUUCUGCUAGUUCGAGUGAAGAUAAAAUACAUGGAAGUACAGAUCCUGCGUCGCGAGUCGACAGGGUUGGGCGCGGUAAAUACCUUUACUGAUAUGGAAACGUUGGCCAAGUUUGAGAUUAUGGACGGAGCUCCCGUGCGCGGAGAAUGUAUACCCAUCCGCCUCUUUCUUGGCGCCUACGAUCUUACGCCCACGAUGAAGGACAUCAACCGCAAGUUCUCGGUUCGUUACUACCUCAACCUCGUGCUUCUUGAUGAGGAGGAGAGGCGCUAUUACAAACAGCACGUAUGUUAA